UUUCUACCAACAACAUUAAAUACAUCUGUAAGUACUAUUCUAACAAGAAGUACAACUUUAACUUCUGUUUCAACAACAAGUGCUGUAACUAGAACACUGAUUACAUUCUCUACUUCGAAACCAGUGUCUACCUCUGGCACAUGGACAACAUCAACUACAGCAAUUAGUACGCCUUCCACAACUCCUACAGUUGACUGGGGAACACUGACCACUCAUGAGUGGGGUACUCCAUGCACUCCAUGUGUUUAUGACAAUUUUACAUCCUCACCUUGGACAGGUGGAAUUACGGAUGAGGUGUCAGUACCACAGUAUAACAGCAGUAUUAGUACUCUCUACUCCAGCACUACAAAAUCGCCAUUGACAUCCGUGACAUCUAUUUCUACAAAUGAAAUCAUGUUUUCCUCUACGCCAUUGGUACCAGAGUGCCAAAAUGGAGGAUAUUUCGAUGGCUUUAACUGUAUCUGCAGCGGGAAUUAUGCCGGCCCACAGUGCGAGUAUUUAACAAUCGGAUGUGAAAAUGGGGGAUAUAAAAUAGGAAGUGAGUGCGUCUGCAAUGCAGGAUUUAAUGGACCAACCUGUCAGUAUGCGGACAGUACCCUUUCCGUAGGUUCUGUGGAUGUGAUUAUUAAAAUAAAUGUUCGAAUUAUCAAUAUGGACUAUACUGAUGCACUGAAGGAUGAGAACAGUGUCGAAUACAGAAAUUUUGUCCGUAGAUUUAAUAUUCAGAUGAAAGUGAUUUAUAAGUCAAGCUUGUCAAAAUUAAAAGCAAUUAAAAUCAUUCAGAUCAGGCCGGGGAGCGUUAUAGUUGAUCAUGAAGUGAUUAUGGAAACGGCCUUCGUGCCAAAUAUUACAAAUGUGUACGAUGAGAUUUAUAGCCAAGUGGAAAAUGAACUACGCAGUUCUCAGCCUUCCCUGGAUACCUGUAAUAAUUCAACUUUUCUAUGUUUCGAUCCGGCAGCCACCACUUUUGCAAAAGGGAACUUCCCCACUGUUACAGAGAUGUGCAGUCACAUAGUUUCUGCUGGCUUAACGGAGUAUUAUUUUCCAUAUUACAAUGGAACCACUUUACAAUGUAUCACUAAUUGCACCAUGGGAUUGUCCACUAGCUUUGAUUGCAACUAUGGAGAGUGUCGAGUGCUAGCGAAAUCUGGGCCUCAAUGUCUUUGUACGGACACUAAUGACUUCUGGUACUCUGGGAGAUAUUGUGACACAAGGAUUAGCAGACCUGGAGUGAUUGGAGGAGUUACAGCCACACUCAUUGUCUUAAUCAUCGUAAUAGUCAUUGUGGUCAUAAUUUAUCGCAGACGGAGAGGGGCCUUUGCUUUUAAGAAUAACAUGUCAAAAUAUCUGGAUUCAGAUGGUAUGGAAUCAGAGUGGUCAGUGUCUUCCGAAGACAGUUUCCGAAGUCCAGGUGUAGCAGGAUACAGUGGUUUUAUUUCUGGUAUCUAUCGCCCGAUUACACCAGAUAACUAGAUCUAGAAUCAGUCGGCAUGUCUUCAGAAGGUGCAAAUGAAGGAUGGAUUAUAGCAGCCCAGAAACGUAAUCCCUCACCUCACUCGAUGGGUUUCAAUAUUUGAUUUCUGUAUUUUCCAGAGCACCGUAACUCAAUAAAAAAAAGCUGCAAA
Pelobates fuscus (common spadefoot toad) is the source of this 1625-nucleotide messenger RNA. RefSeq names its product mucin-3A-like. The transcript is spliced from 11 exons. The record is from RefSeq and is a predicted model, not a curated record. Bases 394 to 1473 code for a protein of 359 amino acids. Lineage: Eukaryota; Metazoa; Chordata; Amphibia; Anura; Pelobatidae.